Pseudoliparis swirei is the source of this 3174-nucleotide messenger RNA. Its product is annotated as interferon-induced very large GTPase 1-like. The transcript has a single exon. Lineage: Eukaryota; Metazoa; Chordata; Actinopteri; Perciformes; Liparidae. The coding region runs from base 1 to 3168 and encodes 1055 amino acids. The record is from RefSeq and is a predicted model, not a curated record. Gene Ontology annotation, molecular function: GTP binding; GTPase activity.
AUGAAAAAUCCGAAAAAAGAAAUCAAAGACAUUGACAGACAACUAUCCAACAGCUCAUUGGGGAUUGAACACUUCUUCCGUGAAAUGGGUCAGAUCUAUGAAGCUUCACUUUCCCUUCCAGAAACUGACCCUUCACGUAAACAACUACAGCAUUUGCCCAAACUAUGUGCACAAUUGUUAUUCGGUGGACUUCCUCUUGAGCUUGUAGAUGGAGAAGCAUCCAACAUACCUCUCAGAUGGAUUAGUGACGUUCUUUCUCAGCUCAAUGACUUGAUGUCUCCUCAGAAUAAGAUACUGGUAGUCACUGUUCUUGGAGUUCAGAGCACAGGGAAGUCCACUCUCCUCAACACUAUGUUUGGAGUGCAGUUUGCAGUCAGCAGUGGUCGAUGCACUCGAGGGGCCUUCAUGCUGCUCAUCAGAAUCAAUGAAGAUAUCAAAAAAGAACUCAACUGUGACUUCAUGGUGAUCAUCGACACCGAGGGCUUAAAGUCACCAGAGCUUGCACAACUGGACAAUAGCCAUGAGCACGACAAUGAGCUUGCAACACUUGUUGUUGGGCUGAGUGACGUCACCAUCAUCAAUAUUUCAAUGGAGAAUUCAACCGAAAUGAAAGACAUCCUAAAAAUAGUCGUGCAUGCUUUCCUCCGGAUGACAGAGGUGGGCAAAAAGCCCAAAUGUCAGUUUGUUCACCAGAAUGUGUCAGACGUUUCAGCCCAUGAGAAGAACUUACGAGACAGGAAACUGCUCAUGCAACAGUUAAACGAGAUGACCCAGGCAGCAGCCAAAAUGGAAAAGAAAGAAGAGAACAAGAACUUCACUGAUGUGAUGGAGUACAGUCCAGACACCGGGAACUGCUACAUUCCUGGACUCUGGAAUGGAAACCCACCAAUGGCACCAGUCAAUGAAGGGUACAGCGAAGCUGUGUACGACCUGAAGAAGAACAUAAUCCAUGUUUUGGGAAGUUGUGAGUCAUCUGCUUAUGAUAUCUUGGAGUUUACAGAGUGGAUGAAAAGUCUUUGGAAUGCAGUAAAGCAUGAAAACUUCAUCUUCAGCUUCAGAAACAGCCUGGUGGCUGAUGCCUACAUGAAGCUGUGCACAGAAUUCAACAAAUGGGAAUGGGAAUUCAGACAACUCAUGUACACGUGGGUUACAGAUGCAGAAACAAGGAUUCACAACGUUGGUACCGUUGCUGGGAAAUCUGAGAUAUCUGACUUGUCAGAAUGUGUCAAACAUUUGAAAAGUGAAGCUUCCACAAUUCUGUCUGAAUGGGAGACAAAGCUUCUUGAAAACCUGGCACGGUACUUCAAGCAGACAGAGGGUCAUGUCUACCUCGUUGAAGAAUACAAAGAAGUCUUUGCAACCGGUGCUAAGAGUCUUCGACGACAAAUGCAGAGCUCCGUGUUUAAUCAGCUCACCACAGCAGCUGACAUCAGAAACGGGAUGACAGAACUUGAUAGAAUCAAGGAGAACCACACACAAGAAUUGGAGGGGAGAGUGCGUGCAUUGAUAGAAAAGUGUCAGAAGAAAAAUAUCCAAAUGACAGAAAAGGAGCUGGAUGAAGAAUUUGACAAGAUGUGGACUGAAACGGAGAAGGAACUUUCUUUUAAAGAAAUGAAGUUCGAUGACAUUUACAACAUUGUGACUCACCAGCUGCGAGAAGAUGUAUCACAGAAGGGAAGUUAUGCAUCUAAAUUGUUAAGUCAAAACAGGCUGCAAGAUUGUGGAUUGGAUCCUUUUAUAUACACAGCUGAAGGAUUCGUAAAGCGUUGGAAAGACAAAUGGAAUAAGAUGCGCAAUGUUCAAAGUCACACAACGACUGUGCAACACUUUGCAGAUUGCAUCAUUGAUCAUUGCAAACAGUUGAUAAGUGAUAAGAUGCAAAGACAAAACAAUUACCAUGACACUCACAUCCAGGAGAUUUUAAAAGUGAUUGAUGAGAGGCUGCAAAACAAUCAGGAUGUUAAGAUAGACAUUCAGUUUGAAGUUUCCCUGAAACAGCACAUCUGUGGCUUUGCAGCCAGACAGUUUCAGAAAAUGCAUGAGGAUUACAUACAGGCGAAUGAUCCUUCCAGAUGUCUGAAUCAAAACAAGGAAAAGUUUCGCACUGACUUUAAAGAUGUAUUCCAUGACCGAGACCAGUGCCAAAAGAAGGCAGAAGAAUUCACGCGUUGCUGCCUGAAGCCUGCAGUCGAAGACUUUGUCUACCGGUCCCUGGGUCCUGAUAUCAUCGGAGACAUGCUGACAAAUGAGCAGUUCAGCACACGGAUGUCCUUCCAGUACUCAGUUUUACUGGAUUUGCUUAGACAGGAUGACUUUGAGAACUAUUGGAGCUACAUUUGCUUCUAUGAAGUGUAUGUCAAGAAUUGGAUACUCGACCAAAUAGUGGAACGCUUCUCAGAAGAGUCUACGAUGUUUGAGUUUGAGGAUCGACAUGUGCAGUCAAGUAUCAGGAUCAUCAAUGCUGCUGUCAACAAAGCCAAAACAGAAAAGAGUGCCAACUUGGAGUCAUUUGUUAAAAACGUCUGUCAGGAACUUGGUGAUAAACUGGUCAUUUCCCAGGAUGCUUUUGGUGCUUUCAUGAUCCUGAACAAUGCCGACCAGGAGCAGUUUGCUCACUGGCUGACUGAGUGUGUGAAGGACAUGGCACAAGUCCUUCAAGAGGAGUUUAAUGAAACAGACAUCCUAAUGAAACUAAAAGACCUUCGUGUGAAGCCUCAGAACGAGCUUUUCACCAAACUGAUUGGAUGUGGUAAGCAGUGUCCAUUCUGCGCAGCGCCUUGUGAGGCAGGAGGACAAGAACAUAGCGAGCACUUUGCUUCACUACAUCGGCCGACAGCUCUGGGUCGAUACAGAUGUUCUCUCUCACAGAAACUUGAUACUGAUAUAUGCUCCUCUCUUGUGAUCACACCAGACAACACUUUUCGGUGUGGUGCUACAAACUGGGAAAGUCACCACCACAAGGAUUACAAAGCCAUUUUCCCUGACUGGAAGAUCCCACCAGAUGGAAGCCUUGAGGCAUCAGACUACUGGAAAUAUGUACUCGCCAAAUUCAACAAGAAGUUCGCCAAAGCAUUCAAAGCAGAGCCUGCUGAUAUUCCUGUAACGUGGAACAUGAUUACACCUCAGCAAGCAGAGGAAAGCCUCAAAGAGUCUUUCAACAUCAAGUGAGGAAGA